Melanotaenia boesemani (Boeseman's rainbowfish) is the source of this 705-nucleotide messenger RNA. Its product is annotated as flocculation protein FLO11-like. The coding region runs from base 1 to 705 and encodes 234 amino acids. Lineage: Eukaryota; Metazoa; Chordata; Actinopteri; Atheriniformes; Melanotaeniidae. The record is from RefSeq and is a predicted model, not a curated record. The transcript is spliced from 2 exons.
AUGUGGGUCCUGUCCACGUCCGGUCCCUACGUCGCUCCCUUCCACGUCCGGUUCCUACUUGGGUCCCGUCCAUGUCCGGUUCCUACGUCGGUCCCGUCCACGUCCGGUCCCUACGUCGCUCCCUUUCACGUCCGGUUCCUACUUGGGUCCCGUCCAUGUCCGGUUCCUACGUCGGUCCUGUCCACAUCCAGUCCCUACGUCGCUCCCGUCCACGUCCGGUUCCUACGUGGGUCCCGUCCACGUCCGGUGUCCACUUCCAGUUUCUACUCCGGUUCCGUCCACGUCCGGUUCCUACAUCGCUCCUGUUUAUGUCCGGUUCCUACGUCGGUCAUGUCCACGUCCGGUUCCUACGUGGGUCCCGUCCACGUCCGGUUCCUACGUCGCUCCUGUUUAUGUCCGGUUCCUAUGUCGGUCAUGUCCACGUCCGGUUCCUAUGAGGGUCCCGUCCACGUCCGGUGUCCACAUCCAGUUUCUACUCCGGUCCCGUCCACGUCCGGUUCCUACGUCGUGCCUGUCUACAUCCGGCUCCUACGUGGGUCCCGUUUAAGUCCGGUUCCUACGUCGGUCCCUUCCACGUUUGGUUUCUACGUCGGUCCCGUCCACGUCCGGUUCCUACGUGGGUCCCACUUACGUUCGGUUCCUACGCCGGGCCCGUCCACGUCCGGUUCCUACGUGGGUCCCGUCCACAUCCGGUUCCUACACUGA